AGUACCCUGUUUCUUACACCUGGGGACCCAUAUUGCUCCUAAAAUAAAAUAAGCACCCAAGCUGAUAAAUUAUCAAAUCAUUAGUUCUUACUUCUAUAGUUCAUUUACAUCCUGGGACCCAAAUGACAAGUUCUGGAUAAAACAAUGAUAGAAGCCAGGAAACCUAAUUUUUGCUGAGAGGAUGUGGCUAAACCAUAGCAAUGUUCUGAAAGGUACUUGAGCCUGGUGCAUGUCAAUUAAUUUCUAACAGCAGGCCUGAAACUACAUGUUAUUUCUAUCUAGAGAAAUAAUACAUUACUUGAUUUGACUCAAUAGGGUAUAGCACAGAGGACAUGCAAUCAAAUGAACACAUUGACAUGUACAGUCAAGGAAAGGAAAUCAAUGACCUUAACAUCAGUGGAAUAUCAUUCUUGGAUGAUUCAUAUCAAGGUUGUGAGGAAUUUAUUGAGAAUGAUUUGCAGCAAGAGUCUGAAACAAAUAAAAACAGGGAUCCCCUGACCACUUGCACUUUGAGUCCACCAAUUAAAAAACUGUGCACUUCAGAGAGUGGGUCAAUUUUGACAGGAAAUGAACGGAAAGAAAGAAACAAGUUACAUACCAUACUAGAAAAUGAUCCAAGCCAGUCCUUUCAUUUUUCUCAGUGGAAAAAAGAUCAAAUUGCAAAGUGCAAAGAAAUAGAAGGUGGAAAUUUAAUUGAAGAUAGCCCUUGUGUAGAUGUAAGCUGUUUAACUGGUGAUGAAGAGGAAUCAGAUCUAGCAUUGGAUGAGGGUACAGUGGUAGGAGAGUUUUCAGAGACCCCGCCUUUUCAGUUUACACAGUGGGCAAAGCAACAAGUUCAAGUGUGCCGCAAGAUAGAAAAGGAAACAGACAUUGGUGACAUUGUUCUACAACGGUCGCUGAAGUCUGCUGAACAAAAUAAUAGACUAAAAGUGGCAUCAAGAGAAAGAAAUAGUGCACCAAAAUUUACUGACCAUUCUGAUUCUCAGUUUGAUUUCACAGAAUGGGCAGAGGAUCAGGUGCAGUUAUGUAGGAAUUUUUCAGACAAUACAGAUACAGGAAGCAUAGAUUGGGAAAGUGAAAAAUGGGUGGAAUGGAUGUACAAAACAGAAAAGAGUGAUCCCUGCUCACCGCUCAGUAAUGAGUAAGAAUUUUGAUUUUCAAAGAGGGUGAAAUGUUAGAUUCAACAAUUUAGUAGAAGACAAGAGAAUAGCGGAGAGAGUCUCUAAAGACUGUAAUGCUUGUUUUUUCUUAGUUAUCAAAGAUUAAAAAUAUUUCAUUUAAGGGUUGAGAGCGUAGUGCAAGUUAAGAGAAUAUAUAGUAAAGAGGGGCUAUGAAGACUGAAAUGUUUGUUUUUCCUCGGUUAUCAAAAGUGACAAAUAUUUCUGUUUAGGGGUGAUAGCAAUUAAUGAAAUCAGUAAUAAUAAUUGAUAAAAAUUGAUGUUAAUUAAUUGAUAGUAACUGAUAUUGAUAAAUCAUUUCUGUCAGUAACCAAUUACAAAAAUAGAAUCGCUUGAUUUCAAGAACUGCUGAUAAAAUGACUUAGAAAUGGAAGGGGAUGGUAUGUCUUUGUAAAUGAAGAGUAACCAAUGAAGGUGCUUGUUGGAAAUUUUGAAAAAAAAAAUUCCAGAGUCCUUAUCUGUGGGGCCUUAACAAACGUUUUACUUUGUGAGUGAAUUCUAUCA
This is a messenger RNA of Orbicella faveolata, 1682 nucleotides long. RefSeq lists its product as uncharacterized. The record is from RefSeq and is a predicted model, not a curated record. Lineage: Eukaryota; Metazoa; Cnidaria; Anthozoa; Scleractinia; Merulinidae.